Messenger RNA from Ctenocephalides felis (cat flea), 1338 nucleotides. RefSeq names its product tiggy-winkle hedgehog protein-like. The record is from RefSeq and is a predicted model, not a curated record. Lineage: Eukaryota; Metazoa; Arthropoda; Insecta; Siphonaptera; Pulicidae. Gene Ontology annotation, molecular function: patched binding; calcium ion binding. The transcript is spliced from 4 exons. Gene Ontology annotation, biological process: intein-mediated protein splicing; smoothened signaling pathway; regulation of gene expression. Bases 1 to 1260 code for a protein of 419 amino acids.
AUGGAGUUCUAUAUCCUCAUCUUACUAUUAUUGUGCAGUGUCCCCACAUCUUACACCUGUGGUCCAGGAAGAUUAUCAAAUUGGAGACGUUACCCCUCCUCCAGACAUGCGUCCAAAAAGUUGGUGCCAAUGGUGCUUUUUCAAGAAUGGCCAGAUGCAAGCGAAAAUGCCCUAAUUGCUAGUGGUCCUCCUGAAGGACGAAUUAUGCCUAAUGAUACUGAACGCAUGAAAGACCUCGUGGUCAAUUAUUCGCGGGAUAUUGUUUAUAAGGAUGAAGAAGGCACUGGGAUUGAUCGGUUGAUGACACAGAGGUGUAAAGAAAAAUUAAAUAUCUUGGCCAUAUCGGUUAUGAACCAGUGGCCUGGUGUGCGGGUACGAGUCACCCAAUCUUGGGAAAUUGAAGAAGGCCGCAGGCCACCAGGUUCCCUGCACUACGAGGGCCGGGCUCUCGAUAUCACCACAUCUGAUAGAGACAGAUCAAAAUAUGGCAUGUUGGCACGAUUAGCUGUGGAAGCUGGAUUCGACUACGUUUUCUAUGAAAGUAGGGGCCACAUUCACUGUUCUGUAAAAUCAGAAUCACCUCAAAAUGCUCGUUCUGGUGGCUGCUUCCCAGGCGAUUCAUUUGUUCAGACGUCUGACGGCAAGCGGCGCAAGUUAUCUGAACUCCAAACCGGUGAGCAAAUUCUCACCUGGGAUUCCAAGAGCGGCACACUUCGUUACAGCGAAGUUCUCAUGUUUCUGGACAGAGAUCCUUCCGAUCGGCGUAGUUUCAUACAACUACACACCGCAAAAGGAUUCACCUUAACUCUCACACCUUCCCACCUUGUCCCGGUGGUAAAUGAAGUUGGUAAGAACAAUAUCACUGGAUCCAAAGAAGUAUUUGCUUCAAAAAUAAAAUUAAAUGAUACAGUUCUGAUACGGGAUAAGGCUGAGAAUUUAGUACCUGAUACCGUAAAAAGCAUCAACUACGUCCGACGAAAAGGUGUAUUUGCACCACUCACUGUCACUGGUACAGUGGUAGUAGACAAUGUGGUUGCUUCUUGUUAUGCUGUUAUUAAUAGUCAAAAAACAGCCCAUUGGGCUUUUGCUCCUAUCCGAUGGUAUUAUAGGGUCAAAUCAGUCUUUGUUGACCCUGCAAUUUCUUCUACCACUAAUGAAGAACGUAAUUCUGGUACCAAAGGUGUUCACUGGUACGCCAAAGUUUUGUUGAGAUUAUCGAGAAUGAUUCUACCAAAAAGCAUGAUGUACUAUGAUUAUUAAAGAUCAUGGCGAAUAUACAGUAUCACUGUAAAUGCAAUAAGCAAAUAGCAAUCACAAUUGGUUUAUUGAGUAGGCAAU